AUGCGGGAGCUUCGUUGUAGUUUUCUACCGCCAAACUCUUAUUCAUCAGCAUCGCCUUGUGGAAACUCUGGCUCGUCGUCUCUGACGCCACCUUGCGACGCAACGCUCCUCACGCAGAUUCCAUCUCCUUCACUACCAGACGUUCCCUGGACGCUUUCCCUUGAGCCGGCCUCGGAAGGCCUAGAUAUCGAGGAUUUCUUUCUACUUCAUCACUACACCAUCUUCACAUCACAUACUCUGGCCAUUGUCCCGGGACUUGACAUUUUCAUGAGGAUCAACCUUCCACAAAUCGCCUUCUCCAAUGAUUUCCUUCUGCAUGCCACCCUCGCAAUUGCUGCGCUUCAUCUAUCGCGCUUCAAGAAAAAUGCCUCGGAAGCCAACGCGUACAUGAUGAAGGCAUUACAUCAUUACGGUAUCGCCCUACGAACAGCAACUUCCCUUAUGACAAGCAUCAAUGCCCAGAAUGGACCUGCGCUGUACUUGUUUUCCAUGUUGUCUUUCUCCUUUACCUUGGGGCUAGGGCCAAAACCCGGCGAUUUCCUUCUCUUCGGACAACAGGGCAUUGCACAAUGGCUUGGACAGCUCCAAGGUAUGAGGUCUCUGCUCGAGACCAAGCCUGAGCUUUUCCAGGACGAUACCCUGGCCCCAAUGUUCCAGCUCUCUGUGCGCAGCUUGACCGAGCCAGUUUCUCGCGCCGACCAUUUCCCCCAGCUACGUGAACAGAUUCAGCAAGCCGCAUCAGGAGAUCCGGAACUAGUGCAUUACUCGAAAGCAUUGGAUCAGCUGUCACAGAGCUUUGGUUUCGCAUUCCUUUCUACUUCCAGAGCAGCUCAACUGUCCCCCCAACAGGUAUUCGUUUGGGUCUAUCAACUGGACGAUGAUUUCGUCCGUCUGUUACAGGAAGAAAAGCCAAUUGCGCUCAUCAUUCUUUCAUAUUUCUGCAUUCUUCUUAAUCGUCUCAGUUCGUUCUGGUGGAUCCGUGGGUGGCCAGAACAUUUAUUAUUCGAGAUUCACACUUCACUUGACGAAGAAUACAAGGUUUGGAUGCGGCGGCCGAUGGAGGAAACUGGUUGGAUUCCAGGCUGA
Messenger RNA from Fusarium pseudograminearum CS3096, 1086 nucleotides. RefSeq lists its product as uncharacterized. NCBI's taxonomy places the organism in Eukaryota, Fungi, Ascomycota, Sordariomycetes, Hypocreales, Nectriaceae. The record is from RefSeq and is a predicted model, not a curated record. Gene Ontology annotation, molecular function: DNA-binding transcription activator activity, RNA polymerase II-specific. Gene Ontology annotation, biological process: regulation of transcription by RNA polymerase II. The coding region runs from base 1 to 1086 and encodes 361 amino acids. The transcript has a single exon.